This is a messenger RNA of Paramecium octaurelia, 635 nucleotides long. The record is from the annotation of a GenBank genome assembly. NCBI's taxonomy places the organism in Eukaryota, Ciliophora, Oligohymenophorea, Peniculida, Parameciidae.
AAUGAUUUAGUUUAUACAUGGGAAUGAUUAAAAUAGUAAAGUAUUUUAUGAGGAUCUAUCAUAAUCGAAUAAGCAGAAGAUCGGAAUGUUGUUAAAAAAAUAUGUUUGCUAGAAAUGUUUUGUCCUAAUUAGAGCAGUGGCAAUUUGUUUAUUAAGCAGAAUUGGAUGUGAUGAACCUAAUCCAGAUUAAAUUUAAGUUAUUAGACAAUUUAUGAAGAAGAAAUAUUUUGCUGGGAGGUAGGCCUAGGGAAGCUAAUUUCAUUAUAGGUUUUGUCGAUAGAUAAUUUUUUGUAUUGGAUCCCCAUUUGGUAUAAGAAGCCAAUAUGAAUCCUGAAGAAUAUGUAAAAUCGUGUUUUCCAGGGGAAGCUCUCUUUAUGAGAGACAAAGAAAUUGAUUGUUCUCUUGGAUUGGUGUUCUAUUUGACAAAUGAAGAGGUUUUGAUUGAAUUAAUCUAUGAUAUUUAAGCUUAUCAGCAAAUCAACUUCUUUUCCUUUGCAAAAAUACAAAUUGGAUGCACUUUAAGACUCAAAAAGUAGAGGAAAUUUAAAAAAUAAAGAGAUGCAAGAUUUCUUAAAAGAUAUUCUGAUUAAAUAUUAAUAAUAAGAUUAAAUACUGAAUCCAGAUGCCUCAGAUGA